Pichia kudriavzevii is the source of this 330-nucleotide messenger RNA. RefSeq lists its product as uncharacterized. Lineage: Eukaryota; Fungi; Ascomycota; Pichiomycetes; Pichiales; Pichiaceae. The coding region runs from base 1 to 330 and encodes 109 amino acids. Gene Ontology annotation, biological process: meiotic DNA recombinase assembly involved in reciprocal meiotic recombination; double-strand break repair via homologous recombination; meiotic joint molecule formation. The record is from RefSeq and is a predicted model, not a curated record. The transcript has a single exon. Gene Ontology annotation, cellular component: Swi5-Sfr1 complex; Swi5-Swi2 complex.
AUGCCUGAUAAUGUUAUACCUCGAGAAAUGCUGGCCACAUCGUCCAGCGUAGAUCCUAACCUCAGGUUGGAGAAAAAUAUUCGUCGCCUUGAAGUGCAGCUCCAGAAUUUAAAGGAGGAGCAUGCAAAACUGGCACAGGAGCUUUCUGAGAAGACAGGCCAGCAGAUAAUCCCGGACUAUGAGAAGGAAAUGAAAAGACACAUUCGUCAGUUGAAAAAAUAUAACGAGUUGAAGGAUUUAAGUAUGGGCUUGAUCCAAAUGAUUGCAGAUUCAAGACAGUUGACUUUACGUGAAAUUAUGAAAGAAAUGGAAAUCGAAGAGGACAAAUAG